UCUUCGUGCAGCAUCCCUCGUCAGUUGCAAGUCAGGAACUAUCGCGGCCGCGUGGCGCCCGCGCACCGGUGUCGCCAGUAGUUUUGUCGAUUUCGAGCGCUCCCGCGGUUUCGGCCGAUCGACGCGCGACCGAUACCAAAGUAAACCGGCCGAGUACUCGCGAACACCCCGACUUGGUGUUCUUCCGCCGAUGUUGCCGGCGCGCGCUCGCGCGUUUCCACGUUUCCGUUCGCGCGAAUAGUUUUUCUCUCUUCUCUUUUUUAUGGGAGACCGCGGAAACGGAAACGCCGCGGUACCGAUCGGCGAGCGGGGGUACAUGUAGACAGAAGGCGUGACGUGCACGUUACAGUGACACAGAGGAUCUCUCACACGGCAGAAUGGAUAAAGACUCUCGCCGGAAGUAUAAAAAAAUGCGAUGUGGUCUGCUUCACCUGCUGCUGAUAGUGGGGGGUGCAACAGGUUUGAAAGAUCUGACGAUAAAUGUACCAACCAUGGUGAGAUCAGGCGAUACCGUAACAUUGUCAUGUCAUUACGAUCUGGAAGGCUUACCUUUGUACACUAUACAAUGGUUUUUCAAUGAUCAUGAAUUUUAUCGCUUUAUACCCGACCGCAGACCACCAUCGCCGCCCUAUAGCACUUUCGACGUAGCUGGUAUACAAGUUAACGUCUCCAAAUCGAACUCGCACGACGUAACAUUGGUGGACGUGUCCAGGGAGCUUACCGGGACUUACAAGUGCGAGGUGUCUGCGGGCAGCCCUUCCUACCACACUAUGAUCGAAAGGGCCAGGAUGGAAGUAGUCGACGCCCCAAAAACGGAUCCUGCGAUUCGUACCGAGAAGGAGCGCAUAACGGUGGGCGAGACACUACGGGCGAACUGCACCUCAGGCAAAUCCCGGCCCGCCCCCGCCGUUACAUGGAAGCUCAACGGUGAAGUCAUCAUAGAGAAUAAUGGGCCAUAUAAAAUACGGCAUCGUGAAAGUGUUCACGAAAACGAAUCACUAUCUGUAAGCUCGCUGAUCGAGUUUAAAGUGACAAACAGUAUGUUUCGUAAAGGACACUUACAUUUGCGCUGCACGGUCUCCAUUUCAGACGUUUAUCGGAAAUCGGCGGACAUCGAAAUCUCUGAGGACACGCCGCGUAUCGCAUCGAUCACCGGCGAAUCACCGCCGUACGGUCACGGAGCGAACGGAUGCCCCGGACGGAAUUGGCCCUGGAAUGGUAAUCGUGGCGCGGCGAUAAUAAUGGCUAUCAUGGCGGCCACCCUGUUCCUGAUGAUGACAUCGCUGACGAUGACGGUACCCCCGAUAACGAAUGUACUAUCGAGGUGCGAGCCGACGGUUAGCAGGUAGCUCGCGGGCAUCCUCCAUGAAGAUAUCGCUACCAUUGUCUGAUCCGAUUACGUCGUCCAUGUAAAACCUAGUAGUCUAGGGCUUCCAGUUAUAUAUGUUACUAUGUAUAGAAUAGAUAGUCGAAUAACGAUGAUUUUUAUUCUUGAGGAGCCUAAAUGAAAUGGGGAGGAAUUGGUGAAACGCUGGCGGAUCGGCACGGGGCUACGCGUAAUUCAUAAUAUACCGUUACUUUCGAAUGUUGUCUUUCGAUGUAAAUUGUUGAUCAUUAAUAAGGAAGCGGAAAAAACUGACAUAAGGAAAUAUUAAACAGCGUCCGUGUAUCGAGACAUAGGCAAUAUGGUUACUGAAAGCAACAAGGUGAACGUGAAAUUGUUACCGAAGAAUCAACUUCGUGAGCGAUCAAGAUUAGAGGGUGGCACAAAUGUUUCAAUAUAACUGAGGAGAAGAAGAUAAUAAUGUGAUUUGAUUUUCGUUUACGUUUUAAUUUUAAUUUUCUGACGGGACACACACGUCCGUUUCUGUAAGCGCGAUAUUUAUUAGUGAUCGGAGUGUUCACCAAGUGUCAAAUAUAGAUUAUACAGGGGUAACUAUAUGAUAAUUGAUAUGAUAACGUUAGCGCAGUAACGAGCGGCGUUCUGCUCAAUAUUCGCUCCUUUUAUGAUGUCUAACAGAAAACGCAUCAUAGGUACUGAUUUGUAAUCUGUACAAAUUGUAAUAAAUUAUAAUACGAACCGUAAA
Monomorium pharaonis (pharaoh ant) is the source of this 2087-nucleotide messenger RNA. RefSeq lists its product as uncharacterized. The coding region runs from base 378 to 1349 and encodes 323 amino acids. NCBI's taxonomy places the organism in Eukaryota, Metazoa, Arthropoda, Insecta, Hymenoptera, Formicidae. The transcript has 6 exons. The record is from RefSeq and is a predicted model, not a curated record.